Molecule: messenger RNA, 738 nt
Organism: Gloeophyllum trabeum ATCC 11539
Lineage: Eukaryota; Fungi; Basidiomycota; Agaricomycetes; Gloeophyllales; Gloeophyllaceae
Product: DJ-1 protein
Exons: 7
Coding region: 81-692 (203 amino acids)
Biological process (GO): protein deglycation, glyoxal removal; guanine deglycation, glyoxal removal
Cellular component (GO): nucleus; cytosol
Molecular function (GO): protein deglycase activity
Source: RefSeq, a predicted model, not a curated record
GCACAACCACCACCUGUAUCAAUAAACUCCCUGCUGCUCUUUCUGCGUGUAAUUGUACUAUCUAACGGAUAUCCACAGCCAUGCCUUCAGCUCUUAUUCUCAUUGCCGACGGCACGGAGGAAAUGGAAUUCACCAUAACAUAUGACACGCUCGUGCGCGCCGGAGUAGCGUGCACGUCCGCGUACGUUUCCCGGGAAGAUGACAAGGGAGGUCUCGAGAUAGGGAACAAGACAGCGCCUUCGUUCGCAAAGGGGUCGAGGGGGAUUAACAUCCUACCCGAUAGGUACUUCGCGCCGCUGGAGCUGGGACCGGACAAAUUUGAUGCUCUGGUCAUCCCAGGAGGUGCCAAAGGCGCGGAGACCAUCGCUACGAACUCACCGGUGCAGCACCUUGUGCGCGAGUACUAUAACAAAGGCAAGAUUGUCGGGAUGAUCUGUGCCGGGAGUCUUGCUGCCAAGACAUCCAACCUACCGGAGCAACCGUUAACUUCCCAUCCCAGCGUCAAGUCUGAAUUGGAGAAAGAUUUUGACUACUCCGAGGAUCCGGUUGUCCUUUCGAAGAAUCUGGUAACAAGUCGGGGUCCUGGCACGGCCUUUCCCUUCGCAUUCACCCUCGUUGAGCUGCUGUGCGGGAAGGAUAAAAGGGAAGAAGUGAGAGGUCCCAUGGUGUUUCCUCCGGGCACGCCGUGGUGAGGGGCAUAUAAUACGUAGGAAGUUCAAGCGGUCGCAGGUAUAGGAG